AUGUCCUACAACCGCUAUGUGGCCAUCUGCAAACCCCUGCACUACGGGACCCUCCUGGGCAGCAAUGCUUGUGUCCACAUGGAAGCAGCUGCCUGGGGCACUGUGUUUCUCACUGCUCUUCUGCACACAGCCAAUACAUUUUCCCUGCCCCUCUGCCAGGGCAAUGCCCUGGACCAGUUCUUCUGUGAAAUCCCCCAGAUCCUCAAGCUCUCCUGCUCACACUCCUACCUCAGGGAACUUGGGCUCCUUGUCAUCAGUGCUUGUUUAGCUUUUGUGUGUUUUGUUCUCAUAGUGGUGUCAUGUGUGGAGAUCUUUAGGGCCGUUCUGAGGAACCCCUCUGAGCAGGGAAGGAUCAAAGUCUUUUCCACGUGCCUCCCUCACUUGGCCGUGGUCUCCCUGUUCAUCAUCACUGGCAUCUUUGCCUACCUGAAGCCCCCCUCAAUCUCCUCCCCAUCCCUGGACCUGGUGGUGUCAUUUCUGUACUCGGUGGUUCCUCCAAGGUCCAAGCCUGCGCUGCCACUGGUGGCCCGAAUGGUGUUUGGGUCGGCAUUAGCGCUGGCGCUUGUGGCUGCGGACGAUUGUACAUCUGCUGAUUCGGCAUGCAAUUUGGUGUCGGAGCGCGGCGCCGACCCGCGCUCUGCCUCCCGUUUCCCUGGAAGGCAUUCUGACGUGUAA
Messenger RNA from Calypte anna (Anna's hummingbird), 675 nucleotides. RefSeq names its product olfactory receptor 14J1-like. Gene Ontology annotation, molecular function: olfactory receptor activity. The record is from RefSeq and is a predicted model, not a curated record. Lineage: Eukaryota; Metazoa; Chordata; Aves; Apodiformes; Trochilidae. Bases 1 to 675 code for a protein of 224 amino acids. Gene Ontology annotation, cellular component: membrane. Gene Ontology annotation, biological process: G protein-coupled receptor signaling pathway. The transcript has 2 exons.